Molecule: messenger RNA, 737 nt
Organism: Medicago truncatula (barrel medic)
Lineage: Eukaryota; Viridiplantae; Streptophyta; Magnoliopsida; Fabales; Fabaceae
Product: alpha carbonic anhydrase 1, chloroplastic
Exons: 4
Biological process (GO): one-carbon metabolic process
Molecular function (GO): zinc ion binding; carbonate dehydratase activity
Source: RefSeq, a predicted model, not a curated record
AUGGGAUAUAAUGUUUGGCCCGUGCAACUAUAUAGUUUUCUAACUUUUUUGGGAGGACUGAUUUGGACUCUAAUCUUUGUACAAAUUAUUCUGACAUCCAGACAUAACGCCGAGCUCCACUUAGUUCACUUCACAGAAGAUAACAAUAACAUAGCAGUUGUGGCACAGCUCUAUAGAUUGGGUGUUCCUGAUCCUCUAAUCUCCAAGAUUGAAGACAAGUUCUAUAAGCUAGUCAAUGAGAACCAUGCAGGCAAUAAAAAUGCUAACAUUGCUCUUGGCACCUUUGAUGUAAAUGAAUUAAAUAAAAAGAUCUAUAGAUAUUAUAGAUAUGUUGGCUCUCUCACUACUCCUCCAUGCAAAGAAGGUGUCAUUUGGAAUGUCAUUGGCAAGGUUCGGACACUCUCCAAGAAACAACUUGAGCUUCUAAAGGUACCACUAGGUGUAGAGUUUCAGCACAAUGCAAGGCCUCUUCAGCCAUUGAAUGGUUGCAAAAUUGAGAUGUACAACUACCACACAUAGAGGCAAGGGGUUCAAAUACCAUGAACUAAAAUAUCGUUGAUAAACUUUAGGAAAGCAAAAUAUUCUCGUUUUGCCCUAGAUGUAGUAGUAUAUUAUUCUCUAGACUAUGAAAGUAUUGAAGCACCAGAAAUUUGAGAGUUCUCUAUUGUAAUAAUGUUCUACGCGGACAGUUUUCUAUGAUUAAGGUCAAAGCACUCAGUAAUUAGUCUUUAUCAAAA